Molecule: messenger RNA, 1536 nt
Organism: Aureobasidium melanogenum CBS 110374
Lineage: Eukaryota; Fungi; Ascomycota; Dothideomycetes; Dothideales; Saccotheciaceae
Product: putative MFS phospholipid transporter
Exons: 5
Coding region: 1-1536 (511 amino acids)
Biological process (GO): transmembrane transport; carboxylic acid transport
Cellular component (GO): plasma membrane
Molecular function (GO): carboxylic acid transmembrane transporter activity
Source: RefSeq, a predicted model, not a curated record
AUGGCGAUCAAGGAUAUUUUCCGUCCCGGUGCUCUGCAACCUGAAUUCGAAAAGUCUGAUGCUGCCGCGCCCAUCGAUGAAACGCCCGUCGAGGUUACCACAAAGACUUGGUGGCAGCGACGCGCCCCCGUCAUUGCUUGUGGUUCCGGACUCUUCUCCGAUGGCUACCUCAAUGGAGUCAUUGGAUCAGUAAACACCAUUCUCAAGAAACUCUACAAGCAUGAAUACACGCACAGCAAUGCUCAGAGCAACAUCACCUCGCUGGUAUUCGUCGGUGAAGUUGUCGGCAUCAUCAUUUUCGGUUACACCUCUGACCGCUUUUCCCGCAAAUGGUCCAUCUUUGCAUCUACCGUGAUUCUGUUCGUCUUCGCUGCUCUGGCCGCUGGCUCAUAUGGUGCCAACGGUAGCAUCAACGGUAUGUUUUCUGCACUUGCUGCGUAUCGUUUCCUUCUUGGUAUUGGUAUCGGUGGUGAAUACCCUGCUGGCUCUGUCGGUUGCUCCGAAAGCACUGGCGAGCUGGAAUCCGGUACUCGUAACAGGUGGUUCAUCUGGUUCACCAACUUGGCAAUCGAUGUGGGUUUCGUCGUGGCUGCAUUUGUUCCCAUGAUUGUGGCCCUUGCUACUGGUGACAACCACCUUCGCGCCGCUUGGCGUAUCAUGCUUGGUAUUGGUGUGAUUCCUCCUCUCUCCUUGUUCUACAUGCGAUGGAAGUUGCAAGAACCCGAAGCCUACAAGAGAAACACCAUGGCCAAGUGCAAAACCCCAUGGAAGCUCAUCAUCAAGAUGUACUGGUUCCGCCUGCUUGUCGUCUCGACCAUCUGGUUCAUCUAUGACUACUCGUCAUACGCCUUCGGAACCUAUUCUGCUCCAAGUGUCGACAAUGUACUCGGUGCUGAUGCACCCAUGUGGAAGACUUUUGGCUGGAACACUGUCAUCAACCUCUUCUACAUCCCUGGCGCCUUUAUUGGAUCAUACGUCUCUGAUUGGAUCGGACCCAGAAAGACUCUUGCCUACGGUGUUACUGCACAGGCUGUGGUCGGAUUCAUUAUGGCUGGCUGCUACGAGAAGCUAGCUAUCCCAAAGAACAUCGGCGGAUUCGUUGUGGUAUAUGGUAUCUUUCUAUCUCUUGGUGAACUUGGCCCUGGCGACAACAUUGGUCUCAUCGCAUCCAAAACCUCUGCCACCGCCGUCCGCGGCCGCUACUACGCCGUUGCUGCAGCCUUUGGCAAGAUUGGUGCUUUUAUCGGCAACUACCUCUUCCCCAUCCUCGUAGCUGAUGCAGGAAGCAACACUAUCAAGGGUAAUCAAUAUCCUUUCUGGGUCGCUUCUUCUCUCUGCAUUCUGAGUGCUUUCCUUGCAUUCUUCUGCUUGCCAGAGAUUGGUCAAGACACUAUAGACCACGAAGACGCUGCUUUCAAGGGUUAUCUCAUUGAUCACGGCUGGGACAUCUCUCGCAUGGGUCUUGCUGGCGCUAGCGCCCCCAUGGAAUCUGACGCCGAAAGUUCGCGAUACAACGCCGGGAAGAUGGAUCAGUAA